AUGCCGGCAUACAAGUAUCGAUGGCGUAACCCUGCAGGAACGGGUUGGCGAUUACAGCGGUUGAGGGGACUGAGCGCGGCAGUGGUUGAGGGGACUGGUAGCGGCAGUGGUACGUGUUGUGGUUGGUUGAGUGGACGGGGAGGGGAAGAUGAGCGGUUAUGGGCAGCGGUAAGAGGCUCAAGUAAGCAUCCUUACGUCUGCGAUGAAUCAAGAUGUGGAGAACAAUGUAAGAACAAAGAGAAAACAUGUCAAUGUACAUGUUGUAAGAAAAGAUGUUCACAGCAACUCGGCCAGUGCAGUCCCGCCGCUGCACAGCUCUCGCUUUCUUCCACCGGUCUUCAGUCUCAGUCAGACAGUCAAGCGCUGUCGUCCGAUCUUCCCACUGAAAAAACUGACGCUGAGAACUCUGAUACAGAUGUCUCUCCAGGUCCCUCCAUUUCUCCUGAAACCAUCGCCGCCGUCAUCGUUGCCAUCAUCGUCGCCAUCAUCCUGCUCGACCUGUGCAUCUUCCGCUUCCCGGUGGGCCGCAACAUCCGCGAUUUCCUCGUACGCAAGAUACCCUUCUGCAUCGCGUUCUACAGCUAA
Molecule: messenger RNA, 585 nt
Organism: Babesia bigemina
Lineage: Eukaryota; Apicomplexa; Aconoidasida; Piroplasmida; Babesiidae
Exons: 5
Coding region: 1-585 (194 amino acids)
Source: RefSeq, a predicted model, not a curated record